This is a messenger RNA of Xenia sp. Carnegie-2017, 3987 nucleotides long. Its product is annotated as protein unc-45 homolog A-like. The coding region runs from base 290 to 3106 and encodes 938 amino acids. The record is from RefSeq and is a predicted model, not a curated record. Gene Ontology annotation, molecular function: protein binding. Lineage: Eukaryota; Metazoa; Cnidaria; Anthozoa; Malacalcyonacea; Xeniidae. The transcript has 36 exons.
CAAAUCUAUUGCAGAAAUAUUCUUGCAUUGUAACUUAUUUAAUUCGUCUUUUCCAUCACUGAAGAACAAAUCUAAACUGGACAAGUUUUUUAUGAUAUUGUUACAUGAAGUGAAAGAAGAAACAUGUCCCAUCCGCUGUUUGGAGUACCCGCAGGCUCAUAAACAUGUCAAGCUAUCUUUUCAAAAUUAAAAAAACUUCAUUACUUUUAAUUUUCUGUUCAUUGGUAUCCGUUAAUUUCCUUAUUUUUUUACAUUGCUUUUUCAGUUAUAGUAUUGUAGAAUUUAUGAUAUGAGUGAGAAUCUUAGAGAGAGAGUUCUUGCGAUAAAAUCAGAAGGAAAUGAUUAUUUCAAAAAGAGAAAUUAUGAAUUGGCAGUUGCAACAUACGAAAAUGCAUUGAAUUUGUGCAAAGGUUAUAGUGAACUUAAAGUGGAACAUGGAACAAUCUUGAAAAAUAAAGCUGCUUGUCAAUUAAAGCUAGGAAACUAUAACGAAGCUCUUAAAGAUUGUGAGGAAGCACUUCAAUAUUUACCCAAAGACUCAAAAGCUUUAUUUCGUAAAUGUCAAGCACUGGAAAAGUUGGAUCGUCUAGAAGAAGCAUUCAAAAUAGCAAGAACUUUGAUACAAAUUGCUCCAAAGGAUGCUACAGUUCAGGAAUUUCUUCAUAAUGUGAGCCAACAAAUUCAACAAAAGACUGAUAAACAGGGUACAACUGAUGGUAUGGUGGAUGUAAUGUUUACAGCAGUUUUUGAUGAACAUGAAUCAAAUGAACGUAAAGUUCAGGCAAUGAAGAAUUUGAUCAUUUUGACCAAUAAAGACUCUGGUGCUGAUAUAAUAUGCAAUGCAGGUGGUGUUGAAAAACUGUCCAAAAUAAUCACAGUUGGCAAUGAAGAACUAUGCCACCUGGCCAUUAAAGUUUUUGCUGUUCUUUGCAAAGGCAGUGCUGCAAGGGCUGCUAAAGUAUUUGAAAGCUUACAAUCUCAUCUUUCUAUUUGUAUAAAAUCGAAAUCCCCUGAGUUAUGUAACAGUGCUUUGAGUCUUGUGAGUCAAUUUAUACAAGCAACUGUUAGACAGCCAACUACUAAGGAAAAACAGAAAGAUGAGCAACCUCCAUUGGUUUAUAAAGAGCAAUUGAAAUUUGCAUGUUCAGUUUUGUUGGAUUACUUACUUGACAUAGAAGUCAAUGCUCGUAACAGAAGUUCAAUUAUUGAAUGCAUUAUUACUGCUUUGCCAGGAAAUAAAAACAUGGCUUUAUUGUUUAUUGAAAUGAAAGGAGUUCAAAAAUUAUUACAAGUUUCUGCAGAAUCGUCAUGUUUUUGGUUGAAAAUUCAAACAUCGUCUAUCUCAAUUGAGAAGACAGUUAGAAUGCAUGUAUCUGUGGCAUUGUCGAAAAUCUACGACAGUCUUGGAUGUAAAGAUGAAGAUAAGGAGAAAUUCUUUCAAGAUUGUGAUAUCUUUGUUUGUAAAUACAUUCAGAGUUCUGAAAGAUCUUUACAGAUAAAAGGUCUUGCUGCAUUGUGUACAAUCUUACAGGGGCCCCAAGAUGCUGUAACGUCAAUCUUAAAUAAAACAGAGAUCACUGAAGUUGUGUUUACUAUCGCCCAGUCUGAGGAAGUCCAUGAUCAGAUCGCUGCUGCUGAAGUUAUUGCCCUCGCAGCUUCCAAUAAACAAAGAUGUAGUGAGAUUCAUAAUAAGGGAAUGAGUGUUUUAAAAAGUCUAUAUAAAUCAACAAACGAGGAACUACAAGUCAGAGCACUAGUGCAAUAUUUUUAUCAGGGUAUGUGUAAAGUUGGUUCAACUGGUGCAGGAGAUAUUAAUGCAAAAGUUUAUAAGAAAGAAACUAUAUUAAAACUUUAUAAAUCCACACGAAGUUUUUUAGUUCGAUCACAGGAAGAAAUAGAGAUAAGAAAAUGGGCUUCAGAGGCACUAUCAUUUAUUACGUUAGACGCUGAUGUUAAAGAAGAAUUGAUUGAAGAUAUCACUGCUUUAAGAUCUCUAUUGGAUCUUGCGAAGCUAAAUGACAGCUCUUUGCUUUAUGGCGUCUGUCAAACACUGGUAAACCUUACGAAUAGUUAUGAUAAACCUGUACAAAACGAAAACACAGAAAAAAUGAAAGAACUUGGGAAAUUUGCUAAAGUCAAUAUUCCAGAAUUUGACGAGAAGGAUAACGAGGAACAUGUAGAAAGAAGGAUUAGUAUUUUAGUGAAGGAAGGUGUGAUCAAUGCUUUAGUGAACUUAGCAAAGCCUGAAAGUAAACAAUGUCGUGAAAUGAUUGCAAGAGUGUUUCAUGGCAUCGCUACUGUACAAGAAUAUCGUGGGCUCAUUGUACAACAGGGUGGAGCUAGAGCUUUACUGCCACUAACGACUGUGAAUACUGAAAGGGGAAAAGAUAUUGCAUCUCACGCUUUAGCUAAAGUUGCCAUCACGAUGAACCCAGAGUUUGCUUUUCCUGGACAAAAGAGUUUUGAAUUAGUUCGUCCUUUUUUGUCCUUACUCCAUCCUGACAAGAAGGGUUUGGAACAGUUUGAAUCACUGAUGGCUUUAACAAAUCUUGCAGGAAUGAACAAUGACGUCAGGAAACACAUAUAUCGUGAACGAGGUAUUCCUGACAUUGAAAGUUUAUUGUUUGAAGAUCAUGAGAUGAUUCGACGAGCUGCAGCUGAAUGUAUGUGUAAUCUCGUUUACUGUGACGAGGUCGCGGAGCUAUUUCUUCAAGAAAACACCACAGAACGAGUGAAGUUAUUUACACUUUUUUCAGGAGAAGAAGAUGAACUCCUUGCUAGAGCGUGUUCUGGUGCUUUGGCAAUUCUUACAGACAAUCCCAAAAUCUGCAAGAAAGUGUCUGAGGUGAGGCCAUGGCUUGAAAUAUUUCAAUCUUUAUUACUGUCACCAAACAAGGAACUUCAACACAGGGGCUCCUAUAUUGUUAGGAAUAUGAUGAAUUCCAGCAAAGAAAUAGCUGAAAAGCUUGUGGAGAGCAAGAUAUUUGAGAUUCUUUUGGCGUUAUCUCAGGAUACAAAAAUAGACGUUCCUGUGAAAGAAGCAGUGACAGAGAGCUUGAAGAAAGCAAAAGACUGGAAACUAAUAAUAGACGCUCCCAAAGAAUAAUGAUGAAAGAAUCACGAAUAAUCCAUCUUGUCGAUUAAUGAGUGAUAACCAGCUGUUUCUGCAAGAAAAAGCAAAUAAUUUAAGAAAGGACAUCACACAUGUCGUAAGUUUUACUCAACUUAUGUAAACAUUUUUUGUUUUGCUUUAUUUACUUAUGUUUUUUAAUUAGAAGAGAUUAUAUGGGCGCAUGUUAUGCAAACGAGCUAAAUAUUGCAGUGACGUUACAAGAAUUGCGCGAUAACACUUUGAGUUCAUUGAUAUAAUGAACAUCAAACAACAAAAUGCAAAUAUCACGCAGCGUGUUGAAAGUUUUGGACAUCUCACUCUGUUUUUCUACGCACUAUAUUGAUUUUAACAAAUUUUUACAAUUUCCUAUUGUGUAUUUUCGUUGAUUAUCGGAGAGCAAAAUCAAAUUUCGAAAUAAUGCUGUCACCUAUUGCCAAUUUAUAUAAUCAUUUGUCCUGUAUUUCCUUGACUGACAUUAUGUUGCCGUGCAACAAGCAAUGAAACUAUGUCAGGAAUAUUAGCAUUUACAAUUUCAAUUGCAGAUUAGCUUUAAUUUUAUUAUUGUUUCUGUUUCUCUACCAAACACAAACAUUUUGCUGUUUGUUUUAUGAAUAUAUUAUGUGGCAAGCUUCUGGCAAUUUUGAUAGGCAAGAAAGCGCACAGGAAGUCGAACGAAUUAUUUUCACAUGGUUUUAUUUUAAUAAGCUUUUGGCAAUAUAGAUUUCAAAAAUUGAUUGACGCAAUUGUAAUCAUACGAUCGAUUGGUAGUGGACAUAUGAUGUUAAUUUACUGUUGUAUGAAAAUGUACGAAACUCAUAACUUCCGUAGCAAACUGAUUUGCUCUGAAAUAAAAAUAUUUUUGUAUUGAAUGAAAA